GCUGCAGCACUCUCAAACCAGACCUACCUGGCAGGCUCACCAUGCUCAGGCCUCGCACACUUCAGCAGCUCAUCUCCUGCAUGCUGUUGCUCCUCGCCUCCCUCUCCAGCUCAGGGGAGAGCCGGCCUCACGUGGCCCACCAAGGCACACCUGAUGUGGACAGAACGGACAGCCACAGAGUCCUGCUUCUGAAGGCGGUGAAGACGGGGAUCCUCGGCUCAUUGGGUAUGGACAGGGAGCCCAGGCUAACUCAAAAAGCCUCGGAGGAAGAGCUGAGAAAGAUGUAUCAGCUCUACAGGGAAAAACAGAGAGAGAUGAGAGGAAAUUCCAGCCAGCCGAUGAGGGAAACCUGGCAAUCCACCCUGUCUACUGUGCUCUUUCCAGCUACAGUGGAGCCAAUGAAAGUGGUUGGGAGGGGAGCACACCCACAACGCAUGUAUUGGUACAGAGCUGUUUUCCACAAGAACCCCAAUAUCCAGACUGAACUGACACUAGCUCGGGCCGAGCUGAAGAUUUCCAGGCAGAUUUUAAAUAAACCCAUCUCAGUUCAGCCUGACGUAAGACGAGAAAUUAAAGUUAAAGUCAACCGGAUGAAGCCGACGAACUCCGCUGCAUGGACACAUGGAGACUCUCCAGCGAGUGCCAAUGCGUCACGCACUCAAGACGUGGUGCUGGACGUCAGCCCUGAGGUGGAGAGGUGGAUGAGGACUAAUGAUGGAGAGGCACUGUUAGUGGAUGUUGGGACAGUUGUGGGUGACAAAGAUGCCGUCAAGGCAAAUCCAAGCAUUUCUCUGGAGUUAGGCCUCACACAGCCCAAACCAGCCGGGAAGACGAGACUGCCUCGCUCCAACAAGGAGGACGCCUGCGACGAGCGAGGAUGGUGCUGCCGGAAGUCUGUCACCGUGUCCUUUAGAGACAUUGGCUGGACGGACUGGGUGGUGGCCCCAACUGAGUACACGAUGCAUUUCUGCGACGGCACCUGCCCCCAUAACUACAAGCCUGCAAGCAUGCACACGCAGGUGAAGUCUCGGCUGCAUCAGAUUACCAAUGGAGGGUCACCACGCCCCUGCUGCGUGCCGGCCGCCUAUGAGCCCAUGGUCCUCAUGCACUAUGACAGUAAGGGAAAGUUGAAGCUGACUGCUUUCGACGACUUGAUUGUCAGUAAAUGUCACUGUGCCUGAGGAACUGGGCUUUUUCUUUUCUUUUUUUUUAAACCUUUGGGUGAGCCACUAAAAAAAAUGCUACAUGCCUAUUAUGUUCUCAAAGGAUCGUGUAUCACAGCUGCAUAAAUUAGUGUUUUUCACAGGUUAACUAAAUUAAAAUUGCAACUUUAUUGUGAAGAAAAACACGUUACUGCGGCACAGAGUUUUGUAUUGCAUUGCGGAUCGAGCAGUGGAUCUGUUCAUUCAUAGUUGUAUUUAUUUAAAGUUCUAUUUAUGGUCCUGAAGUUACCAUUUUGGGGUUUUAUUUUUGUUGUUUUAUGUUACAGCAUGUUUCAGUACCAUUCAAUGUCAUUCUCACUUGUUUAUUUAAAGCACUGUAUUGUUUUAAGAGGCACAUGGUUUAGAUAUAUUUUGUUUGUCGUCUUACACAUUUCAAUAAUUAUAUGAAGACCUAAAUAAAUGUUCUGAUGUAUUCACACUGAACUGAUGCACUUGAAUAUGUCAACAUGUACAUUUCAUA
Perca fluviatilis (European perch) is the source of this 1683-nucleotide messenger RNA. Its product is annotated as inhibin beta C chain. The coding region runs from base 42 to 1181 and encodes 379 amino acids. The transcript has 2 exons. The record is from RefSeq and is a predicted model, not a curated record. NCBI's taxonomy places the organism in Eukaryota, Metazoa, Chordata, Actinopteri, Perciformes, Percidae. Gene Ontology annotation, biological process: SMAD protein signal transduction. Gene Ontology annotation, cellular component: extracellular region. Gene Ontology annotation, molecular function: growth factor activity; cytokine activity.